Molecule: messenger RNA, 526 nt
Organism: Rhopalosiphum padi (bird cherry-oat aphid)
Lineage: Eukaryota; Metazoa; Arthropoda; Insecta; Hemiptera; Aphididae
Product: longitudinals lacking protein-like
Exons: 2
Coding region: 84-437 (117 amino acids)
Source: RefSeq, a predicted model, not a curated record
AAAAAAAAUAGUACAAUUUAAUAUUUAUUUUUUUAUUGAAAUUUAAUUUAAUUUGGUCUAAAGUUAAUUUAUUUAUAUGUAAGAUGGUCGUUUAUACCUUUAUGUUUGUAUUUUAUAUUUACAUUGAGAUUUGCAUGUUAUUUAAUUGGUCUUUUGUGAAACGGUUCUUAAAUGCAGGUUUUGUAGUAAGUCCACCAUCCAAUACCUCAUCUGUUGAUCAAAAACCAUCGACAUUUAAGUGUGAUAAUUGUACAAAAAGUUAUCGUUACAAACAUGGUUUAUGGAGACACAUUAGAUAUGAAUGUGGAAAGGAACCACAAUUUCAAUGUUUAUUUUGUCCAAAAAUGUGUAAAAUUAAAACUAAUCUUACACAACAUAUGCGUCUUAGACAUUAUCAACUUAUGAACAAUCUAUACCAAUCACAGUACUAUGCUUAAUAUAAUAUUAUUAAUGUUGAAAUAAAAUGUUUCAAUUCUUCAUAUUAUUAAAACAAUUUAAAAAAUAAAUAUCUCUUAUUAUAUUUGUA